This is a messenger RNA of Thalassophryne amazonica, 4518 nucleotides long. Its product is annotated as neuroblast differentiation-associated protein AHNAK-like. NCBI's taxonomy places the organism in Eukaryota, Metazoa, Chordata, Actinopteri, Batrachoidiformes, Batrachoididae. Gene Ontology annotation, cellular component: cytoplasm; nucleus. The transcript is spliced from 2 exons. Gene Ontology annotation, biological process: regulation of RNA splicing. The record is from RefSeq and is a predicted model, not a curated record.
CAAUAUCCGCAUCAAAACACCAGAACUUGAUAUUAAAGGUCCAGAUACUGAGAUUGAACAUCCUAAAGCUGGUUUUAGUCUCCCUAAAAUAAAAAUGUCAUCAAUGUCAGGGCCUGAGGUGGAUUUGAAUAUCAAAGGUGGUCAAAUGAAAGCUGAUAUGGAUGUUGAUGUGCCAAAACUUGAAGGAGACAUUCCAACUGCAAAGGUGGAUUUUGAAGGAACAGAUGUUGAUAUUCAAGGCCAGAAAACUGGAUUUAAAAUGCCUAAAUUUAAAAUGCCAAAGUUUGGCUUUAAAGGUCCCAAAGUCAAAAUGCCUGAUGUUGAUAUUGAUAAGCCCAAAGCAGACAUCGAUAUCAAAUUGCCUCAAGGUGAUAUCAAAGGACCAGAGGUUGAUAUUGAGGGUCCUAGUGGGAAAAUCAAAGGAUCAAAGUUCAAAAUGCCAUCUUUGCCAGGGCCAAACGCAAAGAUGCCUGAUGUGGAUUUGACUCUGACAGGUCCCAAAGGAAAAGUUGAAGGUGAUGUGUCUGUCCCAAAGCUUAAAGGACACAUAAAAUCACCAAAGAUGGAAGUUGAAGGUCCAGAUGUACAUAGUUCAGGGCUUGAAGGUGGAUUUAAAAUGCCAAAGUUUACCCUGCCUAAAUUUGGACUUAAAGGCCCAAAUGUUGAGUUUCCUGAUGUUAAUAUCACAGUUCCUAAACAUGACAUUGAUAUCAAAGGACCUGAUGUUGACAUUAAAGCACCUGAAGGUGGAUUGAGUCUGCCUAAAAUCAAAGUACCAUCAGUUUCAGGGCCAACAAUAGACAAGUCUGAGGUGGACUUGAAUCUAAAAGGUCCUCAUGUGAAAGGACAAAUGGAUGUGCCUGUUCCAAAGAUUGAAGGAGACAUACAACCAUUCGAGAUUGACAUGGAAGGGCCAGAUAUGAAUAUUUCAGGCCCUGCAGGUGGUUUUAAAAUGCCCAAAAUUACUAUGCCAUCAACUGGUUUUAAAGGCAUGAAAGGGGAAGGUCCUGAUGUUGGUAUCAAUCUUCCAAAAGCAGACAUUGAUUUCAAAGCACCUGAACUUGACAUUAAGAGUCCAAAAUUUGAGAUUGAAGGGACAGAUGGUGGUCUGAAAAUGCCAGACAUAAAACUGCCAACAGUUAACAUUAAAGGUCCAAAAGUGAAGGGUCCUGAUGCUAACAUCAAAGUUCCCAAACCUGACAUUGAUAUCAAAGGGCCAGAUGUUGACAUUGAAGGGCCCGAGGGUGGAAUUAGUCUGCCUACAAUCAAAAUGCCAUCAAUUCCAGCACCAAGCAUUACCAUGCCCAAAUUGAAUUUGAAUAUGAAAGGUCCCAAAGUGAAAGGAAAUGUUGAUGUGUCUGCUCCAAAGAUUGAAGGAGAUAUAAAACUACCUGAGGGUGAAAUUGCAGGGCCAGACAUUGACAUUUCAAGCUCCGGGGGUGGAUUUAAAAUGCCCACAAUUAAAAUGCCAACAAUGAAUUAAAGGUCCAAAGUGGAGGGAGGUGAUGUUGACUUCAGUCUUCCCAAAGCUGAUGUCCACAUGAAAGCUCCUGAUGUUGACAUUGAAGGGCCUGAUGGUGGAUUUAAAUUGUCAAAAGUCAAAAUGCCAUCAUUUAAUUUGAAAGGUCCAAACGUGGAGGGUCCUGAUGUUGAUUUCAAUCUUCCAAAAGCAGGUGUCCACAUCAAAACACCAGAACUUGAUAUUAAAGGUCCAGACACUGAGAUUGAAGGGCCCAAGGGUGGAUUUAGUCUUCCUAAAAUCAAAAUGCCAUCAAUUUCAGGACCUGAGGUCGAUUUGAGUCUCAAAGGUUCCAAAGUGAAAGGAGACUUUGAGGUGUCUGUUCCAAAGAUAGAAGGAGACAUAAAAGCACCUGAAUGUGAAAUCACAGGUCCUAAACUGGAUCCACUAUCUAUAUCAGGGCCAGCAUUCUCAGUGUCAGAUGCAAACCUAAAGGGGCUUCAUGUCAAAGAGCUUGACAUAUCCAUGCCCACGUUAGAAGGAGAUAUCAAAAGUCCAAGUGGCAAAAUCACAGGACCCUCUCUUACUUUGGUAGGUGUUCCUGAGGACCUUGAAAAAUCAGGUGUCACAUUUCCCAAAAUCAAAGGUCCUAAAUUUGGAAUUAAGACUCCAGAAGCUGGUCUUAAAGGUAGAGGUGAGAUGUCCAUUGGAGUCAAAGGUUCCAAAGCAGAAGCUAGUCUCCCGGAUACUACAGCUGGUAUUGAUGCCCAUGAUAUAAAUUUAAAGGGAAAGAAAGGUAAAUUUAAACUACCUAAAGCCAAAGGAAAGACAGCAAAACCUGAUGUUGUUAUAAAAUCACCUGCAGUAGACGUGGCUCUAGAUGACCCUAAUAUUCAUGCAAAAGGAACUAAGGAAAAGAAAACUGUUUUUGGAAAGUUACAUUUUCCUGAUGUAGAAAUUGAUAUCAAAUCACCCAAACUAAAAGGUGAUGGCUUUUUCUCAGAUGCAUUAAAAUCUGACACAGAUUUUCCAUCAGCUAGCCUCAACACUGCCAUUGAGGGUUCCGCUACUGACAGUGCAAAUGUUACCAUCGAACAGCCAGAUGUGAAAUUUACAACAUCCAAAAUCAAAAUGCCAGAUGUAAAGGUGUCUGCUCCUGAUAUUGAUUUAAAUGUAAGUGGACAAGGAGAAACACUCGUGACUACUAAUGUACAAACAAAAAACGUAAAAGGUAGUGUGGGCAUGGGCAAAAGUGGUUCAGGGGUCGUGCAUCUCAUGGCUUUCAAUACCCAGAGGGCACAGUAACAUUUCCCAAACUCAAAAUACCAAAAUUUGGUAUUAUUUCAGAUCAUGACGUUGGAGGAGAUGUUGGAUCAGAACCUGCAAUUAGCGGAGACAUAAAUAUUCAAGCUCCAUCUGCUAGUUUCGCUGUCCCUUCACAAAAUCAAUGUUCCCAGUAUGGAGCUAAAGAAGAGUGAAGUAAAAGUAAAAGUGAAAAAAACUAAAUUAUUUGGGAAAUCAAAAGUCAAGGGCAGUAGUACAGGUGAUCUUCAUGGACCAGAGUUAGGAGGAAGUAAAGAUGUGAGUGUACAUGCUGGAGAAUUUAGGAGUGAAAAGUUAGAAACAGAGGGACAUUCUGGAUUGAGUGUGUCAUCUAAAGGCAAAUCAGCCUCGCUUGACCUUUUCAAAAAAUCACGGCAUCGGUCGUCCUCUUUGAGCGAUGAGGGAGGGCUGGCUGCUGCUGUCUCUCCAGGUCACUUAGAAGCAGAGGGUGGUGACAUUUCUUUAGAUCUAGGAGGAGCAAAGGCCAAAGGAAAGAAAGGCAAGUUGAAGUUUGGCACGUUUGGAGGUUUUGGUUCAAAGUCAAAGGGCUCAUAUGAAGUGACAUUUGGUGAGAGUAGUGGAGCAGCUAUCGAAGGCAGUGCAGGUGCAUCGCUAGCAUCGAAAAAAUCAAGAUUGUCUUCCUCUUCCAGCAGUGACAGUGGGUCCAGAGGUGGUUUUAGAUUCCCAAAACUUGAGCUUUCUGUGUCACCAAAAAAAUAAAGAAUUAUGAGGCAAGUUAAACUCUGUCAUGUACACCAAACACAGACCAUUAUGCUAACAUAUUAAAUCAGUCACUGGUCAACUCUUUAACAACUAAGAAGCAGUAGAUGCGCUUCUGAUUGUAGUUUACUGAAAGCAAAAUUCUCAACUAAUUACACAGGUGUACAUGAGAUUGUUUAAAACCCCAUCAAAGUGUAAAUAAGAUUAAUUUGUAUUGUAUUGGUAAAUAUUUUGUACAUAGUCCAGAUUUAUUGAAAAUAUACCAUGCCAUGAAAUUUUUCACAAAUAGUUUCUCAAGCAUUUGUUUUUUUUUCUUUCUUAUUUGAUUGUUACCUAUAUGGGCGUUAUUGAAGAAUAGGUGUGAUAUAUUUGUAUCUAGGGGUAUGUUGCACAGAAAAGAGUUACAGUAACUGUUUUGAAGGAGAAUGUUGUUCAUAAAGACAGACACAAAUGCUUAUUUUUCAUGUAUGAAAUGAUUUUAAGGUUUGCUAUUAUAUACAGUGCAUAUUUACACACACAACAUAGAGCUGGCCCUGUAUACAAUCUUUUCAAGUGUGAUGGCAAUGUAUAGAUCUUAAUUGCAAAGACAAUCAAUGUGUUUAGAUACUAUUAAUGCUUAUUAAAGUGCUGCAAGUACUUUGUCAUUCAGUUAAAGUUCAUUCUUUCAAUUUAUAUUGUAUUUUAUUUACAGUAAUUAUGCAUUUGCUUCCUUUGUUUUUAAUCAUGUUUUGACUCCUGAGUUCGGUUCUUACCAUUUUUUUUUGGUGUUUCUUUUGCCUUUGACUUCACCCUUUGUUAAAAAAAAACAUUUUCUCAUUUUCUGGUCAAGAUUAAAAAUGGCAUGAUUUUAUUUGAAAAAUGUCAUAAAUAUACAAGAUCUUGCUAAACCGAUUGAAUUAGUUGCCAAUAAAUUCAUUGUUUAAAGAGUUGCAUUGUUUUGAUGGCUAUGAAGCAUCAAUGGGCCUAUUUUGUGUUUCAAUCAUGCAAAAUAAAUAAAACAAACUGUUAAACUGUUA